Oikopleura dioica is the source of this 264-nucleotide messenger RNA. The record is from the annotation of a GenBank genome assembly. Lineage: Eukaryota; Metazoa; Chordata; Appendicularia; Copelata; Oikopleuridae.
AUGCGAUUUCUCUUCUUCUUCGCUCUAUUUUUACUUUUUACAAAAGAAAAAUUGGCGGCUUCAAAUUUUGCUGCGAUUAAGAGAGAUGAUUUGGCGGAUCUUGCGCACCAGCUGUAUUUUAAUUGCGAAAGAAAUGCAGUUGCUCGUCUGGAGCGAGAGCCAACGCCUCUUGAAUAUGAAAUAAUAUGCAAUCAGUGCGAAGAAGUACCAUUACUUUUUAUCAACAUGGCGAACACUCCAAGAAGAUGGUUCACAAAGAGAUAA